GUAUGGCAGUGUGGAGGCCAGCUGGAGAUCAUCCCCUGCUCCGUGGUAGGCCACGUGUUCCGAACCAAGAGUCCUCACACCUUCCCCAAGGGCACCAGUGUCAUUGCACGCAAUCAGGUGCGCCUGGCUGAGGUCUGGAUGGACAGCUACAAGAAGAUCUUCUACAGGAGAAAUCUGCAGGCAGCAAAGAUAGUCCAGGAGAAUAACUUCGGUGACAUUUCGGAGCGACUGCAACUGAGGGAACAGCUACACUGCCACAACUUUUCCUGGUAUCUGCACAAUGUCUACCCAGAGAUGUUUGUCCCUGACCUGAACCCCACCUUCUAUGGAGCUAUCAAGAAUCUGGGCACCAAUCAGUGUUUGGAUGUAGGUGAGAACAACCGCGGAGGGAAGCCCCUCAUCAUGUAUGUCUGCCACAACCUUGGCGGCAAUCAGUACUUUGAGUACACAUCCCAGCGGGACCUUCGUCACAACAUUGGGAAGCAGCUGUGUCUACAUGCCAGUGCUAGCACACUGGGCCUUAGGAGCUGUCAGUUCACUGGCAAAAAUAGCAAAGUGCCCAAGGACGAGGAAUGGGAGUUGACUCAGGAUCAACUCAUCAGGAACUCAGGAUCGGGCACCUGCCUGAUAUCGCAGGACAAAAAACCAGCCAUGGCCCCCUGUAACCCCAGUGACCCCCACCAGCUCUGGCUGUUUGUCUAG
Cricetulus griseus (Chinese hamster) is the source of this 702-nucleotide messenger RNA. NCBI's taxonomy places the organism in Eukaryota, Metazoa, Chordata, Mammalia, Rodentia, Cricetidae. The record is from RefSeq and is a predicted model, not a curated record.